Ipomoea nil (Japanese morning glory) is the source of this 1995-nucleotide messenger RNA. RefSeq names its product F-box protein At2g32560-like. Gene Ontology annotation, molecular function: protein binding. The record is from RefSeq and is a predicted model, not a curated record. The coding region runs from base 526 to 1716 and encodes 396 amino acids. NCBI's taxonomy places the organism in Eukaryota, Viridiplantae, Streptophyta, Magnoliopsida, Solanales, Convolvulaceae. The transcript has 5 exons.
UAUGUUUAUUUAAUGAAAUCCUUACUGGUUGGAUUUUCUACCUAAUCAAACUUGGAAAUCUCAACAACCUCAAAUCCUCCUCCCUGGUUUUUGUUUCUUUGGAAUGAUUUUCAUAUUGUCAUCAGAAAAUCACAAUUGAAACAGGGGUGGGUGAGCAGAGAAGAGAACUCACCCCUUAACAUUUUUUCCUCUGGGGUUUCCACUUUCAAGGUGCCAGGGCUCUCCUUUACCUUUUUUAGUUGAUGGGUUCAUCUAAAAAUCCAUUCUUUUUCAUGUGUGUAUAAUUUGAGUUGUGGUCAAGUUUUGUCUGGCAUGUUGUUUGAAAGAUCUUGGGGAGACCCACUGAUUGUAUUGUGUGGUUUCGUGGAACCAAUCGAUGUGCGAAAGCUGGUGUUUUUUGACUCCUUUUUGAGGAGGUUGUAGGAAUAUUAUCUACCACUAUAUGAUGUUUGCUUAGUUAUUGGCUUAUUGCCAUUGAUUGUUCUUCCAAGGUUGGUGGCCUAACUUUAGUCUUGCCAUUUUCAAAUGCUUUUCUUCUUGAUUACUUCCUUUACUUUCAUCACCCUUUUGUACAAGUCUCUGGCUUUCAAGCUAGUUCCCACAUGGGCUUCUGAAUUUAGAUUGCAAUUGUUGUUCCGCCUUUGGAAAGAUUUGUCUCUCCUAACCUUGGUUAGGAAGAAUUUGUUCUCUUUGAUUCCUUUAAGAAUGUUGGCGAUGAGGAGUAAGCCCGGUGGCUGCUCCAAGGCUGAUGAUCACGUUGAGACAACGGUGUCCCAAAUGUCGGUCCUAGAUUUGCCUGAUUUGGUGUUAGAGUGCAUUCUCGAAAAGGUCCCUCCCGAGGGGCUUUGCCACCUGGCUAGCGUGUGUAGCUCCUUGAGGGAGCGAUGCAUGAGUGACCAUCUAUGGGAGAGGCACUUGAAGCAGAAAUGGGGCGGGAUUAUCGGUCCUGCUGCCUAUAGGGAAUGGCAGUGGCAUAUUGCCUUGAGAAAAGAUUCGAGAUUGUUUAACCAAGCCAAGGAGAAAGGCUUGGGGAGUUAUCUCUCCCGGUUGUGGCCUCUUUCUGUGAUUGUCGGCCCAAAUUUGGGCGCUGGUGACAAGAGGAAUAACUUGCCCCCUAUCGAUUCUGUCAUGUUCUGGUAUCUUGCUCUUGAAUCUGGCAAGUUUUGGUUCCCUGCUCAAGUCUACAACCGAGAGAAUGGUCACGUUGGGUUUAUGUUAUCUUGCUAUGAUGCUGAACUUAGCUAUGAUCCUAGGACCGACACUUUCCAUGCCAGAUAUCCACCUCAUGGUAGGAUGGCAGUUGCAAUCGAGACUGGCGUGACAUGGGAUAGACUAAGAGCUCCUCUCGUUGAUAACCCUGCACAUGAUCUUCACAUCUCGGAUUGCUUGUAUGAUUUGCGCCCCGGAGAUCAUAUUGAGAUCCAAUGGAGAAGAAACAAAAAAUUUCCUUAUGGCUGGUGGUAUGGUGUUGUUGGCCACUUGGAAACAUGUGAUGGGAAUCAGCAUUAUUGUCGUUGUCACGAAUGUGAUACUGUAGUGCUCGAGUUCAAUCAGUAUUCACCUGGUUCGCGGUGGAGAAGAACAACCGUUAGCAGAAAAGACCAUCGUGAGGAAGGAAACGAGGCAGAAGGGUUCUACGGAGGAAUCCAGAAAGUUGAAAGCCGCGAAGUGAUCUCUACGUGGAAGCGGCUAUGGCCUGCUCAAGUCCUGGAAUAGAUUGCCAGAACAGGCACACUUGAAAUAGCAGUUUUUAGGGGAAGAAUUGAAGAAAUCCAAUGAAGUCUACAUUUUCAUGAGGUUAUUCUUUUUAGUGGUCAGUGGGUAAAACCGUAAAAACUUCAUACCUUUGUAGGGGUGUUUGACACUGUAAUUCUGUAAAUUGCAUCUUGUCCAGAUCCAAAUCCAUGGACUGUAAUUGCCACAGUGCACUGCAGUUGUCCAGUUAAUCUUAUUGAACUAAAGCAAUAGAUUUUAAAAUCGUUCUCAGAUUUACCA